Messenger RNA from Rotaria socialis, 1176 nucleotides. Lineage: Eukaryota; Metazoa; Rotifera; Eurotatoria; Philodinida; Philodinidae. The record is from the annotation of a GenBank genome assembly.
AUGGUGAAUAUAACUUUCACUCCUUUGAACAGUAGCAAAAGUUAUUCAGUUGAAUUAAAUGACAAUUUUACAUUAACAGAUAUAAGAAAUGCUGUGCCUGAAUUAGGUGAUCUUAUUCAGUUUCGAUUAUUAAUUGAUGAUGAUCAAUUAUGUUUGGAAAAAGAAUCUAUUUUUAAUCGUCAGAAACCGUUAAUUUUACAAAAUCCGCGAAUAACUCUUUUACGACGUGCACCAGGUGGAACCUUUAUUGAAAUUUCACUUCUCAAACAGAUCUUACUUGAAGACCUUAAAGAAGAAUUUAAGAAAUUAGAUUUAACAACAAGUGAAUGUUAUUUUUGUAAGUGUCCAGAAUUGUGUGCUACAAUUCAUCAUACUAAUAUUUGCGUUGAUUGCUUUCCUAAUUAUUUACAUGAUACAAAUUUUCAAUUGCGUUGCAUGCGUGAAGUCUCACCAUUCCAUAGGUAUUCAAUGAUAUUUAGAGGUGCCAACAAUAUUACAAUCAGUUGUUCGCCUACAGAUGAAGAAAAAUUAGGGUUAGAUUUUCAAGAUAUUGUCUUAUCUAAUCGUAGAUCAGAUAAAAAUCUUUGUACUCGUAUUAUUGAUUAUCAAACUUUUUUUAAAAGUUCACAAUUUAUUGAUAAAUGGUCGAUAUUGUGUGAAAUAACUGAUCUUAUCAAAAAUAUUGACUGCCAAAUAUGCUAUUGUGGUGCACUUCUUUUUAAUAUGACCAUGUUUGCUAAACAACAGUGUACAAGUUGUCAACGUUGGCUUUGUUUUUUUUGUAAUCGCAAUUGGAAUGAUCAAUGUAUGAAAAACGGAAGAUUUACGUGCACAGAUGAUGAUUGUGAAUACCAAAGACGUCUUAGUUUUGAUCUUGUUCCAUUACAACGAAAUAAAGCAUUAAUGGUACCUGAUCGUAGAUGUUGUCCGAAUUGUUUUAUUGUUGGUGGUUAUGGGAUACAAUGUAAAUAUCAUGGAUGUCCUCAUUGUAAACAUCAAUUUUGCUUUAUUUGUCUUGAAACAGAAGAAGAUUGUAAACGAAUUUAUAAAGUUGAUUGUGAUCAUCAAUGCGCACCAAUCAAAAAGCAAAAUUAUUCAAUGUUUCCAUGCAUAAAUGAAGAAACUGAACCAACACCGUUUGAUUUAUUGGGACGAUCACUAAAUUUUGAUAAUUAA